UGCGAAUGCGUGCUCUCAUGAUCCCUUUCUCCCAUCCUCUCUCUCAAGAUAUCUCAUUACCUCUGCCUCUCAUCAAAAAAGACCUCAAAUCGCUUCAUAUCUGUUGACAUCAUGGCCGUGAUGCCAUCCCCCGCAAAUCUCCAAGCAAGGGAAGAUAAGCCGCAACCGACAUCAAUCCCAUCUCUGCCGUUGUUCCUUCAAGCGAAGAAGUUUGUCGAGUCCAAUCCGGAGAAGAUCGCAGUCAUCGAUGCCAGCAAAGGGCAGCGGUUUACUUUCCGUCAGCUGCUUGCUGAUACGGCCGCGUUGAAGGAGGUCAUUCUUCAGCAAUUGGGCUUGGAGGAUACAGCAGAUUUGGAAGAAAGACGCAUCGCAUUCCUUACCCCGAAUGGAUAUGAUUAUGUCGUCACGCAAUGGGCCGUCUGGGCUGCGGGCGGCGUCUGUGUGCCGCUCUGCACAACACACCCUGCCAAAGAGCUGCUGUACACCAUUGACGAUUCGGACCCAUCGUUGAUCAUCCUACACCCAUCGUUUGAGAAGUUCGAGACACCCCUCCGUGAGGGAAUCACCAAAGACAUUUCCUUUAUGGCAUUGAAGCCAUUUGCCGAAAAUGAAAAUGUCUCAAGCCUUCUAUUGCCCACAUUCAGUUCGUCCUGCCCUCUGGAUCAACGGGCGUUGAUGAUAUACACCUCCGGUACAACCUCAAGCCCCAAGGGUUGCGUCACAACACACAGGAACAUCACCUUCCAAGCCGACUGUCUUAUUGAGGCCUGGAAGUACACUUCCUCCGACCAGCUUAUCCACGUUCUGCCCCUGCACCACGUCCACGGCAUUAUCAACGGUCUGACAGCCAGUUUCCUCAGCGGAGUCACCGUCGAGAUGCAUCCCAAAUUCGACCCCAAGGUCAUCUGGGAGAGAUGGCAAGAUCAGGGCUCCUCGACCAUGUUCAUGGCUGUCCCGACCAUCUACUCGCGACUGGUGGACUACUUUGACACCAACAUCCGCGGCACAGAAAGCGAAACUGCCGCUCGCAGUGGUGCCAAGGCACUGCGCCUUAUUGUCAGCGGCUCCGCGGCCCUUCCCACACCGAUCAAGACUAAAUUCGCCGAAAUCACCGGUCAGGUUCUCUUGGAGCGCUACGGUAUGACCGAGAUCGGUAUGGCGCUCAGCUGUGGAUUGGAAGUCGAGAAGCGAAUCGACGGAAGCGUUGGCUGGCCACUUCCCGGUGUGCAGGUUCGAUUGACCGAUAAAGAAACGGGCCGUGUUAUUGAAUCUAUCGACGAGGACGGCAUGAUCGAGAUCAAGGGCGACAAUGUCUUUUACGAAUACUGGAGACGUCCAGAGGCUACGGCUAAAGAGUUCACCGCGGAUAAAUGGUUCAAGACCGGUGAUGUUGCUAAACGGGACGCGAGCGGCGCGUAUUUCAUCCAGGGCCGUGCAUCUGUCGACCUGAUCAAGUCAGGUGGGUACAAGAUCUCAGCUUUGGAGGUAGAACGCAAAAUGCUCGGUCUGGAUGCCAUCCAGGAAGUUGCCGUCGUCGGCCUAGCAGACGAAGAAUGGGGACAGCGUGUAGCUGCAGUGAUCAAGCAGCGCCCCGGAACCGAACCCCUGGAACUCCAAACCCUCCGCACAGAACUGAAGCAAGAAAUGGCCCCGUACAAGAUCCCCACGAUUAUCAAGAUCGUGGACGGUAUCGAGCGCAACGCCAUGGGCAAGGUCAACAAGAAGACCAUCGUACUGAAACACUGGCCUGGGAAGGCGUAA
Messenger RNA from Aspergillus wentii DTO 134E9, 1761 nucleotides. RefSeq names its product acyl-CoA synthetase. Gene Ontology annotation, biological process: fatty acid metabolic process. NCBI's taxonomy places the organism in Eukaryota, Fungi, Ascomycota, Eurotiomycetes, Eurotiales, Aspergillaceae. Bases 112 to 1761 code for a protein of 549 amino acids. The record is from RefSeq and is a predicted model, not a curated record. Gene Ontology annotation, molecular function: medium-chain fatty acid-CoA ligase activity. The transcript has 4 exons.